AUUUGACUUAACUGUUGUAUCUAUCGCUACUGAUAACUUUUCAAUAAACAACAAGCUUGGAGAAGGUGGUUUUGGACCUGUUUUUAGGGUAAGUUUGCUAUAUGCUAAUGACCAAAGGAUGUUAAAAAACAGUAAAUAAUUCAAGAAUCUUUAUUUUUGUAAUUGAUAAUUUUCAGGGAACUUUAUUAGAUGGCCAAGAAAUUGCUGUAAAGAGGCUUUCAAGGAAUUCUGGACAAGGAUUGACUGAGUUCAAAAAUGAAAUAUUAUUGAUUGCCAAACUUCAGCAUCGAAAUCUCGUAAAGCUUCUUGGUUGUUGCAGUCAAGGAGGAGAGAAAAUGUUGAUUUAUGAAUACUUACCCAACAAAAGCUUGGACACCUAUAUUUUCGGUUUGAAUCUAAAAAAACUAACAACUUCAAUUGUAUUGGUGUAUUUCUUGUUUUCUUAGUUUUAAUGGUUGUCAUGAGAAUUGAAGUUGGGGAAGAGACUAAUUUGUUAAAUGGAAAAUUUACCAGAUAGAACAAGAGGUAAAUUGUUAAAUUGGUCAAAACGUUUUCACAUCAUCUGUGGAAUUGCUCGGGGACUUCUUUACCUUCAUCAAGAUUCAAGGCUUAGAAUAAUACACAGAGAUCUCAAAGCAAGUAAUGUGUUACUUGAUAAUGAGCUAAACCCGAAAAUAUCAGACUUCGGGAUGGCUAGAAUUUUUGGAGAGCAAAGCGAAGGAAAUACAAGUAGAGUGGUUGGGACAUAUGGUUAUAUGGCACCAGAAUAUGCUUUUCAUGGGUUGUUCUCGGUAAAAUCUGACGUCUUCAGUUUUGGUGUUCUGUUGUUGGAGAUAAUAAGUGGGAAGAAGAACAGAGGGUAUCUUUCAAACUACCGCCACAAUCUUAUUGAACUUGCAUGGAGAUUGUGGACUGAAGAGAGGGCACUCGAACUGAUAGAUACAUUAGUUGAGGACUCGUGCAUUUUACCUGAAAUAUUCAGAUGCAUCCAUGUGGGUCUCUUGUGUGUGCAACAUCUUCCAGAGUAUCGACCAAACAUGUCAUCAGUGGUUCUAAUGUUGAGCAGCGAGAGCGUAUUGCCUCAGCCGAAGCAACCAGGUUUCUUGAUAGAAGUACAUAAUGAAGCUCAUCCCUCAUCAAGCAACAAUGAAUCUUGUUCAGCCAAUGAGAUGACUGAUACAUUUUUGGAGGCUCGUUAGCAGAACGGACUAAUCAGCACUGUUAAAUAAGUAAUAGUUUGCUAUUUCAGUCUUUGAAAGUUCAUCAUCUAUUCGAGUCUGAUAUGUUCGGCUGAGUCAUAUCCAAUUUGUGGAACUUUCAGUCCAAUACCAUUUUAUGUUUUAUGUAAAUCACUUGUCUCAUUUGACUCGUGGUAAACUCCGAAACGUCUCAAUCAAUUCGGUUAGAUCGAGUCAUUGUCAUAAACUCGAAGUGUAUCAACCCUUAGAGUUAUGCUACGUUGUGAUAUGACUUGAAUUUUUUAUAGUGUUCAAACGCUUUUUUAUCCAUUAU
Ilex paraguariensis (yerba mate) is the source of this 1512-nucleotide messenger RNA. NCBI's taxonomy places the organism in Eukaryota, Viridiplantae, Streptophyta, Magnoliopsida, Aquifoliales, Aquifoliaceae. The record is from the annotation of a GenBank genome assembly.